Messenger RNA from Hordeum vulgare subsp. vulgare (domesticated barley), 1836 nucleotides. RefSeq lists its product as uncharacterized. Bases 1 to 1584 code for a protein of 527 amino acids. The record is from RefSeq and is a predicted model, not a curated record. Gene Ontology annotation, biological process: male meiosis II. The transcript has 5 exons. NCBI's taxonomy places the organism in Eukaryota, Viridiplantae, Streptophyta, Magnoliopsida, Poales, Poaceae.
AUGGGCUGCUUCCUCGCUUGCUUCGGCGGCGGCGACGGCCACGGCGACCGCCGUCGCCGGAAGCCGCGGAGGCGCUCGCCGGCAGGGCUCCCGCCGCGGCCGCGGCCGCAGGUGGCUCUGUCCGGCGAUGCGUCGUCGCUGGCGGAUGUGGUGGUGAAGCAGGUGCCGGCGCCAGUGCCAGAGGCGAGGGCUCUGGGUCCGCCUCCGUCGCGGCCGCCGCUGGCCGUGGAGGUUCCGGAGGAGGUGGUCGCUGCCGCGGGCCCCGGGAAGGAGCCGAGGGAGUUGAGUGAGCAGAAAACUGUGAUAUCACCGACGCCGACGGCGGAUGUCGUGGAGGAGGUGGUCACUGCGGCAAGCCCUGGAAGAGAGCUGAGGCAGUUGAAUGAGCACAAGGAAUCACCUGCGCACUCUUUACUGCUGGAGAAGGUGGUCACGCCACCACUCUCCCCACUGAAAUGUUCACCUGUGGCAGCAGCCGUUGGUUCAACUCCUGAUAUGGAACUCAGGGAGGUGAGUGAAGAGGAUAGCCGCAGUGGUGGCAAGAAGAAAGUGACAUUUGACAUGAAUGUUACAACAUAUGAAAAUACAUCGUCACCUGACCAAGAAGAGGAACCCUCGGAGCUUGUUAAGUGGAGGAAAGAUGAAGAUGAAAAACACAUGCAGAAGACUGUUCUGUUCUCAGAGAAUCAUCGGUACGGGAAUUGCACAGACAGUGAUGAUGACAAUGAAGAUGAGUAUGGUGAGGAUGACAACUAUAGUGAUGAUAGUGAUGCAGAGGAGGAUUUCGUGGACUGCAAGAUUGACUUGCUGGAUGAGGAGGAAAUAAGAACUGAAGAAAACCCAGAGGAGUCUCAGGAGUCUCUGUUCUCACUGCCAAUGUCUAGUUAUACGCAGAGUGACCAAGAGGUCAGCAGCCCUGUGCCCAAGAGCAGUGUUACACCUGCACAGGAAGAAAGUCCUCUAAUCCAGGGGAACAAUCACCGUGAUAGAAGCCAGUACGUCCGUCCUGUUUUGAACCCAGUUCAGAAUCGAGAACAGUGGAAGGAAGUUAAGGCCCAAGCAGGACCAGUUAAAAAGUUGUACAAGGAGAAUGUAAACUUGGUGCCAGAUGUAGGUGCAACCCUUACUUGCAAGGUUGCAAAUCAGACGAAGAUGGCCCCUAGCAAGUCUAGCCAGGGGGAAGUUUCUGUGGAUGCAAGCCUCUCUACAUGGUUAGCAUCUUCAGAGCACUCAGCAGUUGAUAAGGCACAAAGUAAAUCCCCCCGUUCAGUUUCCUCUGUAUGCAGACAAGAAAGGCCUGUCCUGGGUGCUUUGACUGUUGAUGACCUUAAGCAAUCGUCAGCUACAUCAUCUCCACGAAGGUCUCCAAGCCAUAACCGCGAAGAGGUGCCGAUCUUGGGUACGGUGGGAAGUUACUGGAGCUGCGCAAAGCAGGGUAAUGAGUACUGUUCUUCUAGGUCUGAUUCAGGAACUAACGGAAUCCCCAAUUCAACAAGCAAAUACAGAGAGGACAGAAUGGUGAACUGGCACUCGACUCCCUUUAAUGUCAGGCUGGAUAAAGCUAUGAAGAAAUCUUCUGCAUGAGUUGCUGGCAUUGCUGCUAAAGGUCUUUAUUAAUAGUUAAAAAUGCGUUGAGUUGUAUAAAGAAUAUCCCACUUUGUGUAGCAAAAAAGCCCGUAGAUUUAGAGUUGAAUCCAGUUUGAAUUUUAUGUAUAUCGAGGGAGAGAUGUGUUUUCCCUUCUCAUGCCGGAUAUAGAAGUGCCACAGAAUUGGCUUGUUUGCAUGACUGCCUGUGUGCAUUGCAAAUUGUGAGGAAGGAAAAUUGGUUAUUGGUCA